CUAUUGAAUUUUAGUUUCAAAAAGUUAUAUAACUUGAAUGACAGUUGAAACACUGUUCUAAAAUCACGUAUUGCAGCUCACUUCAGGUGGAGCUGGUGGAAGUGUAGUUUAUAUUUAACAUUCAGAAAUGUGUACCAAUGUGUACGUUGAACAUUGUUUACAUUAACAAGAACAUUUUAAUAAAAUUAAACUAAACAAUUUAUAGAUAAUCGAACAAUGUAAUUUAUAAGACAUGUGUUUUAAUGUAGAUGAAUUUAAUUCAAUUCAAUUCAUCUUAAGUGGUUUUCGUCUAGUGUACAUCACAUGCCUAUACAUAAAAUAAAAUUAAUGUUGGUUUUGCAUUUGAUAUAUUGAAAGAAACGUGCUCUCUAAUAAACGUAUAUUUAUAUGAAAAUUUCAAUGAGUUUAUGUCAUCGUUUGUUUAAUGUCGUAGUCAUUACAAAUUUUAAUUACAAGAUAAAUAAAAUGUGCAGCUUAUUUCGUCAUUUACAGCACACCACCAUAAAACCAAUAAACACAAAUUCUACGUUAAACAAUGAUUUAAGUGCAGCGAAUAGUAAACCUAUUAAUGCAGAGGACAAUGUAACGAAUUCCAAUAAUAGGACCAGUAUCAUAUCUAUUGGAAGUUCUGAUGAUUCAUUUCAUCGUGAUAACUUAAAAACACCUGUGAAAACAUCUAUUAAUAAUACUGAAGACGAACAUAAGAAUCCCAAAGAGGAAAAAAUAAUGUCAAGUCCAACGUUCAAACCAAAAUUUUUGACUAGAACCAUACGAAAACCAAAAAUCAGAUUUGUUUCUUCCUCAGAUAGUGACACUGAUAUUGUAAAACCUGCUUUGCGUGUAAACAAAAAAAAUAGAAUUCUUGAUGAUAGUGAACAUGAAUCUGAAGCACAUCGAGAUGAUGUGAUUUUAAAAACCGAACACAAUGCAUCACCUAAAAUAUCAUUAGUUUCAUCUCAAAACAAUGUAAAUAAAGGUAAAGUAGAAGAAAAGAAAAAAAUAGAAACAGAUAGCCCAAAAACACAAAAACAAAUAAUAAGGCGUGCAAGAAAAGAAAAUAUUGUGAUAUCAGAUUCUGACAGUAGUCCACAUUUUAAAAGUAGUUAUAGAAGAACUCCUCAAAAGCAAUGGGUAGGACCAGAUUUCAAAUUAGAUUUGAAGCCAUUAGACUUAGGUAAAAAUCUGGAUCCUUGGAUUGAAUCUGCCAAAGGAAGACCUAUAAUGUCAUCUAUACCUGACACAAAAGCUCAGUUAGAAGAUAGGUUUAAACAACUGAAAGAUUUUCAAAUAGAAAUUUUGGAAAAAGUUUACAUUGCAUUAGAACGUAUUCCUUUGCCUGUUUUAGAAAAGUUUCCAAAUUUUAAUGCACAAUCGUAUCAAGAUUUAAAAAUUCUACAUCAGCAUGUUAAAGCAAAAAUACGUUUGACUGAGAAGAAGUUAAUGCAUGUACAAACCAAUGAAAACAUAAAAUCUAGUAAUGAGCACAUAUAUGAAAGUAAAAAUAGUUUUGUACCACCCAUAACACCAAGAACUUCAAAUCAUCAAUCAAGAGUAAAUGCUUCAGACGUGUUUGCAGAAGAAGAAUACUUCAGUGACAGUUUUAAUUUGUCUACAGAUAAUUUGACUAAUUCAAAUUAUGUUCGUACUAUCCAAACGGAAAGUACAAUUUCUCCAAUGAAGAUAGAAUGUUUCUCACCUUUAGAGAAAAAAAAUGAAUCUCAAAUAAAAGAACAAAUACAUAAUAAUAGUGUAAAUUUCUCGCCUCUUCAAGGAAAGAAGGGAGCAUUCCAAUUAAAAAGACCUAUUAAAGCAACUGUGGUUACAAAUGUUUCUAAGCAGAUAGAAGAGAUAUGGGAAAAAGAAGAAAAAUGUAAAACUCUUAAUUCUGCAGCAAUAGCCACUGACGAACAUACAAGAACUACCAGUACACAUAAACCAGGAAAAGAAGAAACUAAAGAACAUGUACAAUGUAUGCAGGAAAAAAUAGUUAGCAAUAAGCAUACAAUAAUUACUGGUAUGUAUAAACCAGAACAAUGUAAAACUAAUGAAAACACACAGUUCAUACAAAAGAAGGAAGAAGAUAGUUCCCAAUUUAAUGCAAAAUCGACACAGGAAAAUAUUCAGGAUGAUUGGGGUGAUAUAUUUGAUGCACCUGAUAAUUCAUAUUCUGAAAACAUUGUGGACUGUUUAACUCAAGAAUUUGAACAAUUUCCUCCGCUAAAUAAAGAAAGUAAUAUAAAUACAAGUUGGAAUUUCUCAACUCAAGAUGACGACGUUAAUGAUAAUGGAUUAAAAAAUGAUAAAAAAAAUACAAAAUCCGCAAAGGUUCAAAUCGAAACGGGUAAUUUCACUGGAAAUUACAAAAACGAUGGCGUCAGUGGUGAAUUUGAUAGUGAAACUUAUCCACAUUCACGAGAAAUGUUAAAGGUAUUUAGACAAAAAUUUGGCUUAUAUUCAUUUAGGCCAAAUCAAUUGCAAGCAAUUAAUGCCGCACUUUUGGGAUUUGACUGUUUUGUUUUGAUGCCUACUGGAGGAGGGAAAUCUUUAUGUUAUCAAUUACCAGCGCUUUUGGUACCUGGCGUAACAAUUGUAGUUUCCCCAUUGAAAAGUCUUAUUUUCGAUCAAGUUCAAAAGCUCACAUCCCUUGAUAUUCCAGCAGCACAUAUGUGCGGUGGUCAAACAGACAGUCAGUCAGAUGGAAUAUAUAGAGAGCUUGCAAAAAAAGAACCAGCUCUAAAAUUAUUGUAUGUGACGCCAGAAAAGAUAUCUGCAUCGCAAAGACUUUGUGAUUGUUUACUUACAUUGUAUCAGAGAGGGUUGUUGGCAAGAUUCAUCAUUGAUGAAGCACACUGUGUGAGUCAAUGGGGUCACGAUUUUCGGCCUGACUACAAAAGAUUAAAAUGCCUCAGACAAAAUUAUCCCAAAGUACCAACAAUUGCCUUAACAGCAACAGCCACGCCAAGAGUUCGAACUGAUAUAUUAUAUCAGUUAGGUCUUAACAAACCAAAAUGGUUUAUGUCCAGUUUCAAUAGGCCUAAUUUAAGAUAUAGCAUAAUUUCGAAGAAGGGAAAAAAUUGUGCAGAAGAAGUAGUAGCUAUGAUCAAAACAAAGUAUAAAAAUGAAUGUGGAAUCGUGUAUUGCUUAUCCCGUAAAGAUUGUGACGAUUACGCAGUGCAACUAAAAAAGAAUGGUAUCCGAGCAUUAAGUUAUCAUGCUGGUCUUACAGAUAAUAAUAGAAGUGAUAUUCAAGGACGAUGGAUUUCGGAGGAAAUUCACGUAAUUUGUGCAACAAUUGCGUUUGGAAUGGGUAUUGACAAACCAAAUGUGCGUUUCGUAAUACAUGCAGCUCUUCCAAAAUCGAUCGAAGGUUACUAUCAAGAAAGUGGACGCGCUGGUCGUGAUGGAGACAAUGCUGACUGCAUUUUAUUUUACAAUUAUACUGAUAUGCACAGAAUAAGAAAAAUGCUUGAAUUGGAUAACUCCAAUCCUGAAAUACUUAAAACCCAUAUGGAUAAUUUAUUUAAAAUGGUAUCGUUUUGUGAAAAUAGAACAGAUUGUCGCAGGGCCCUGCAAUUAAAUUAUUUUGGAGAAAUAUUUGAUCGACAACAGUGUCUUGUUAAUAAAGCAACAUCGUGUGAUAAUUGCAGAAAUAAAGAUGAUUUCCGCAUGCUAGAUGCAACGGAUCAAGCAAAACAUAUUAUGAAAGGGGUGCGUGAAAUUAAUCAAAUGAGGAAUUGUAAUCUCACAAUGGUAUUCCUUACAGACAUAUUUAAAGGAAGUGAUCUCAAGAAAAUUCGGGAUUCAGGACUUACUAAGCAUCCUUUGUAUGGGUAUGGGAGGUCAUGGAAUAGAGGUGAUAUAGAACGUUUGUUGCAUAUUAUGGUGCUCAAAGAGUAUUUACAAGAGACCAUGUACAUCAGAAAUGAAAUUGCUUGUGCCUACGUUAAAAUUGGUGCCAAGGCAAGUGAGCUUAUGACAAAAAAGGAUAUAAAGAUCUUAAUUCCUAUGAGAUCGUCUAACAAUAACAGUGCUGCAGUAGCAACAGUGUCUACAGUCACGAAGAAAACUGAUAAAGUUCUGCAAGAAUUGAGAGACCGUUGUUAUAAAGAACUAAUGGAGAUAAUAAAAGGAAUUGCUGGAGCUCUCGAUAUUUCUGCAUCUUCGGUAAUGAAUAUGAUAGCGAUCAGGGCCAUGAGUCAGAAGCUACCAGAUAAUGAAGAAUCUAUGUUACAAAUACCGCAUGUGACUAAGGCAAACUUUGAAAAAUAUGGGAAAGCUUUAUUAGAUAUUACAAGAAAAUAUGCUGCAGAAUAUGUAUUAUUAAAUGAAGAAAUGGUAGAAAGUAGUGAUAACGAUGACAACGAUACGUGGAGUGCUGAUGUUUCUACGUAUUCAGGUAAAACGUACAGUACUGGUGGUACAAAACGCAAAGGCAAAGCCUAUUAUCGAAAUAACGCUAAAAAGUACAAACGAACAGCAUCUAGCACGCGUAAAGGAAAAACUACGGCAAAGGCAGCAACGAAAAAAGCGACGACAUCAAACAGUGGUCCAGGACUUGUAAAGUUUUCCCAAAAUCCAAAUAGGUUCAUACGACUUGGUUAAUAAUAUUGUUUAUGAUAUCUUCACAUUUAUAAGUGUGAAGAUAUUAGCCCAGUGUUCACAGACAUUGGCACUUUUGGCCACUUUAUUCAUCAAAUAAUGCAACAGUAUUAA
Molecule: messenger RNA, 4713 nt
Organism: Megalopta genalis
Lineage: Eukaryota; Metazoa; Arthropoda; Insecta; Hymenoptera; Halictidae
Gene: Blm
Product: Bloom syndrome helicase
Biological process (GO): double-strand break repair via homologous recombination; DNA replication
Cellular component (GO): cytoplasm; chromosome; nucleus
Molecular function (GO): ATP binding; nucleic acid binding; 3'-5' DNA helicase activity
Source: RefSeq, a predicted model, not a curated record